Peromyscus maniculatus bairdii (prairie deer mouse) is the source of this 1471-nucleotide messenger RNA. RefSeq names its product transmembrane protein 41A (gene Tmem41a). The record is from RefSeq and is a predicted model, not a curated record. NCBI's taxonomy places the organism in Eukaryota, Metazoa, Chordata, Mammalia, Rodentia, Cricetidae.
CGCUCCGCCCGCCCAGCCGGCGCACGGGGAAGGGCUCGGCGUUGCCACGCGGGGAGCGCGCUCCCCGGCCCGGCCGCGGCAUGCGCGCGCUGCUCGGCCUGCUCCUGGUAUUCGGCGCCUGCACCUUCGCGCUGUACCUGCUGUCCACGCGGCUGCCCGUGGGGCCGAGGCUGGCGUCGGCGGAGGAGCCCCAAGGCCGGUCACUGUGGUUCCCCUCAGACCUAGCCGAGCUGCGGGAGCUCUCGGAAGUCCUUCGGGAGUACCGGAAGGAGCACCAGGCCUACGUGUUCCUGCUCUUCUGCAGUGCCUACCUCUACAAACAGGGCUUUGCCAUCCCUGGCUCCAGUUUCCUGAAUGUUUUGGCUGGUGCCUUGUUUGGGCCAUGGCUGGGACUUUUGCUGUGCUGUGUGCUGACCUCUGUGGGCGCCACAUGCUGCUACCUGCUCUCCAGUGUUUUCGGCAAGCAGCUGGUCAUCUCCUACUUUCCUGAUAAAGUGGCCCUGCUGCAGAGGAAGGUGGAGGAGAACAGAAACAGCCUGUUCUUUUUCCUGCUGUUCCUCAGACUCUUCCCCAUGACGCCGAACUGGUUCUUGAACCUCUCGGCCCCAAUUCUGAACAUCCCCAUCGUGCAGUUUUUCUUCUCAGUGCUUAUCGGUUUGAUCCCAUACAAUUUCAUCUGCGUGCAGACAGGCUCCAUCCUGUCCACACUCACUUCUCUGGAUGCUCUCUUCUCCUGGGAAACCGUCUUGAAGCUGUUGGCCAUUGCCCUGGUCGCUUUGGUUCCUGGAACCCUCAUCAAGAAAUUUAGCCGGAAGCACCUGGCGCUGAGUGACAGGAGCAACACCAGUCGCCUGGGUGGCAGGAAGGACUCGUGACACAGGUUCCAUGUCUACCACAGCCCUGGACGCUGCUGCUGAUCUGUGUGAUGGCCCUUUUAAUGCCCUUACUGUGUUUUAAUUGCCCUCAAAAGGUGAUCUCAAGGGCGUUCUAGUGUGCGCAGAGGCCUAUUAGAAGGGCGCUCUGUUUGAGGGUCCAGUCCCAUUUAGCAGGGUGCUGUGUAAUGGACUGUUUUCUAGAAAAUCUUGUUUUGGUUCUAUCCAGGACCAGGGGACUCAGUCCGCUGGGCUUGCCCUUGCUGGUCCCUGAGACGUCUUGGGAGAAGGUGGCCUUUUGGACAGGCUGUGUAGCAGGUAUUCCUGUUAAAUCCCUGUGGGUGUUAGUGUCACACAGAACUCUAGCCCCUGUUAGUCUCUUGAAGAGUGUCUGCUCUACCUUUUUGCUGAUGAUCUACCUCUCCAUAAGCCAAGGGACAUGUGACAAACCGCCUAAGACUUACACCCACAGCUUGAGUGCAAUGAUUCCUGCCAUACCCCGUUCACACACUGAUGUUCCUGUCUACGUCUAAGCUCCUUGUGGUUGUAUGUCUUGAUAGUUAAGCUGAUCCAGACAUGAUUAAAUAUGAAUGGAGACA